Rubroshorea leprosula is the source of this 1500-nucleotide messenger RNA. The record is from the annotation of a GenBank genome assembly. NCBI's taxonomy places the organism in Eukaryota, Viridiplantae, Streptophyta, Magnoliopsida, Malvales, Dipterocarpaceae.
CUUUGUGUGUUCUACGAGAACAAGUGGAGGAAAACCCUGAAAAUGGCGGUGGAAGAAGAGGAAGAAAUGGUUUGCUUGGACGAAUCUUUCUUCAUCAAUGACGAUUACCAGCUCACUACAUUCACAUUUGGGUCUCAUGAACUUCAGCUCUUCUGCCUCCAAUCUGCUUCCACUGAUUUUGAUUUGACAGGGCAAUUGGUAUGGCCUGGUGCAAUGCUCUUGAACAAUUACCUCUCCCAAAAUGCCGAGAUGCUCCAGGGAUGUUCUGUUAUUGAAUUAGGAUCUGGUGUAGGUAUAACUGGAAUACUCUGCAGCAGAUUUUGUCAUGAAGUUGUUUUAACUGAUCAUAAUGAUGAAGUGCUGAAGAUCCUGAAGAGAAAUAUUGAGCUGCAUUCUUCUUCUAUAAACCCUAGUUGUGCUGGACUGAAAGCUGAGAAGUUAGAAUGGGGAAACUCAGAUCAGAUCAACAAAAUAUUGUGCAAACGUUCUGGAGGUUUUGAUAUGGUUCUUGGAGCUGACAUAUAUAUCCUGAAUCUUGGUCCAUAAUUAGCAUUGAUAGUGCAUUAUCUAUGUGGGUUUAUUCAUGGCUUCAAGCAUUACCAUCCCUUUUCAAGGAGUACGCCUAAAAUUUAAUAAAUGUAAAUUAAGCUAGUGAUAACACAAUGCAAAAACUAUGAGCUAAUGUUCUGCAUAAAACACUAUAACUACUACUUGAAUCCUGGAAUUAGUAAGUUUUGUGGUAUUUUAUGGAUUCCACAUUUUUUUACUAUUGAAUCAAAGUUGAUUUUUGUUGUAAGAUUUAAUUAAUUUUAUCAAGCCAUCAAUUUCUUGGGUGUUUGGUUCUCAUAUUUCUUCACUUCCAUAGAUAAAUGUUAUGAAAAAAUGGUAACUAAAAAGAAGUAGCACCUCAUUACUGUCUUUGUCCAUGCAUUACUUGCUUGUUGCUCUUGAAGACCUGAAGUGAAAAAAAUUCCCUUGACAAUGCAUACGCUUCCAGCAAUCUAGCAUUCCUCUGCUUUUUGAUACCGUGCAACAGCUCCUGAGCAUUAAGGGGAGAGGGCAGUGCAAAUUUAUAUUGGCCUAUGUAUCUCGAGCUAAGAUCAUGGACACCAUGGUUAUUUCUGAAGCUACUCGGCAUGGAAUGCUGAUAAAUGAAGUGGUUGGUACACGGUCUGUUGUUGGAAAUCUUGAGGGAGUCAUUUUUGAGAUCACCCUUCAAUAGAAGUCCUCACCUGUUAACAUGAUAUUGUCAAAUCCACAUCAGGAUAAGCCUAGGAUAAAUCUCCAUCCAGAAAUUGACGAAUUAUAUCGUAUAGGAAACUUUUUUUUUUGGUCCGUGGAGUUUCUUAUGCUUUUUUUUUUUCCUGUUAUGAAGAUUUUUUUUCCUGUAAGUUUGUUGUAGGAUUUCCAUUCGGUGGAAAAAGGGGAACAACACAUGUAUGGUGAUGCAUCUCUAGAAAAUGACUAAUAUUAAUGAUGAUAUAAAUUUUUCAUAUGUUC